GAGUUUGAUGUUCCGUUCGGUGCCCAUGGUGGAGACUGACCAAAUGAAGUUGGUACAGAUCAAAGUCAUUCUCAGCUACAUUGCCACCAAAUGUGCCCUCCAUGGGAAGGACAAGAAGGAGAGAGCUCCGUCAGAGGGGAACCUAAUUUACCACAGUCUUUUAUGGUUUUUGACUGUAAAAUCUGAGGCAGGAGGGUUCUGGCCGAAUAUCUGUCUGUUUUCGCCAUUGACAUGUAUACUGAAGAUAUGAUGGGUUUGGAUUACUCAGUUCUCCAUCAACCUUACAUUCCCCAAAUGAGAAAGAGGCUAGCCUUGCCAAGGCCAAGGACAAAGCUAGGAACCAUUAUUUGCCUGCUUAUGAGAAGGACACAGUGAAGAAUUCCUGACUGUGUUGAAGACUCACCAGCCGUGUGUCACCUCCCUGCCAAUGUCAGGCCCUGCCUCCAUUGGGUUCCUGUCUUGUAUCUCGGAGUAGCUGUUGCUGGGCUACAGAACAAGUCUACAGAAUAUUGGCUGUGACAGACUAGGAAUCUCCAAUCUACUGCACUUUGAUAGACAUUGUGUGUCCUUGAAAUUCUCCAAAAUGCAGAGAACUUAAAUAACCAUCAUGGCCAGCACCCAGGAAGUUGACAUCCGUAAGAAGAAUUUUAAAUUUUUAACAUCUCUGGGGUGUGGUACCUUUGGGGAGGUGAUACUUGCCCAACACCUUUCCACGAAAACGCAGGUGGCUAACAAGGUGCUUGAGAAAGAGUACAAAGAUAUGGAGUACAUCAGGUCUGAAGUUGCCAUCCAUAAGUCCUUGCAACACAGAAACAUCUUCCAGUUUUUCCAUGCUAUCAACACGCUGCAGACCAACUAUCUGGUCAUGGAAUACCUUAAAGGAAAAGACCUGGUGAUGUUUAUCAGGGAGGUGGGCUGUCUAAAAGAGGAGGAGGCUAGGCCCCUAAUCAAUCAGUUGGCAUCUGCUGUACACUUUCUGCACCAAAGCCGGAUCGCACACUGCGACAUCAAGCUAGAGAACAUCCUUCUGGGGGAAGGCGGCAAAGUCAAACUUUGUGAUUUGGGGCUGGCCAGUCAGCUUGCAGAGGGCCAGAUGCUGGAGGAGCUGUGGGGCACCUUCCCAUAUUUGGCUUCUGAGAUCUUGGCCGGAACACCAAUAUGAUGCUAUGGCAGGCGACACAUGGAGCUUAGGGAUUGUCUUCUAUGUCCUGGUCACCAGACAAUUGCACUAUGUAGCAUCGACCCCCAAAGCUAUGUACCACCUUAUCACCACCACCCUGUGCUUUCUAAAGCCUGUUAUUUCACCUUGGCCAAACUGCUCACGGGUUACAUUUGGUUCAGGUUUACAUCAUCUCGGCUUGUCCCUGGGCCAUAUUCGGGAACACGUAACACCUCCUGUCAAGGAAAUCCUUGCCAACGUUGUGGAGACCAUGUGUAACAACAGGUACACCUGUGAGCAGGUUGUAUCACUGCUAAAAGACCCACAGUUAAACCUAACAGCAACGAUUAACAUACUAAAAUUCAAAGUGAGCUCUGGGGAUAGCAGUCUGCAAAAUAUCAUCCCUGCAGUCAAUAUUAGCGUCCCUAUCGCCAUGAAGAGGAGCCACAGUGAACCGGCUCUGCUGUCCAGAUACAGAAGCAAAGCAGGGCUACACACACACACCUGCCCAGAGGAGCUGCACUAUUCAGAUAACACAGCCCCAGAAGGAGAUGCAUUGGCCACUGAAACCAUCAAAUCCACUACAGGGGACACCACAGUCAACAUGAUGUCACUGGAUAGCCUGGCUGAUGAAUCUUCCUCUCAUGAACCACCUCUGAAUGGGAGAUGCAUGGGGCUGGUGAACAUGGCCUUCAGCGAAGAACAAUCCACAGAGCCAGAGGUGCCGAGUGACCAGCCCAGGUUGUACCCACAGCCUUUGGAACCAGGCCAAUCCGGGGUUGGAAGCUGAUGAAGAAGAGAAUUUACCGGGCACUGAGAGCACUGUGCUCUGCUGCCUGCCCGCUACACGUGGGCAAACGGAAGUGGCCUAGGAGAAUUCCGGCCCUGGUAAGGAGUUCCUGUUGCAGGAGGGAGCCAGGACAGAAGCUCAGUUGACUGUGGCCCUGCAACCCAGGGCAAUAGGCCUCUGCGUCCAUACUCCAGCUACAAGUUCUGAACUGCCAGUCCAUUUCUCCUUUAGCUUACUGUUGCCAGAUCCAGGGCUGGACAGAACUCCCAUCUGCCCACUGAGUCUCCACCUCCCCAGCAAUGACUUGGAUGCCCACCUCAUGCUGAUCAUCAUCUUGGUCGCUUCCUCUUCUCCAACUUAAUGUGGGACUGACUGUCAGGCAGACCUGCAACAAUGCAUGUCCA
This is a messenger RNA of Myodes glareolus (Bank vole), 2353 nucleotides long. The record is from RefSeq and is a predicted model, not a curated record. Lineage: Eukaryota; Metazoa; Chordata; Mammalia; Rodentia; Cricetidae.